This is a messenger RNA of Oryzias latipes (Japanese medaka), 2067 nucleotides long. RefSeq names its product RAS like proto-oncogene Ba (gene ralba). Gene Ontology annotation, biological process: signal transduction. Gene Ontology annotation, cellular component: membrane. Lineage: Eukaryota; Metazoa; Chordata; Actinopteri; Beloniformes; Adrianichthyidae. Gene Ontology annotation, molecular function: GTPase activity; GTP binding. The record is from RefSeq and is a predicted model, not a curated record.
UGCCGUUCGGUCUGAAUUGACUUCCGGAAGGCGGGGACUGCUGCUGGCAGCAGUUUUGUAGCUCCGAUGCUUCUGUCAGUCACAGGGAAGCAGCCGGGAGGAGAGCAUCUUCUGAAGGCUGAAAGUACAACGUGUUUUUUCGAUGUAACCAGAUUGUAAAAAGAUAAGAAUCAUUUUUUCUGGAUCCACUCUGCAGUCCUCGCCACAGUUCCUCACUCCUUCUACCCUUUUACUGACAUGUUCACACACCGGCUCUCUGAAGAUGCUGUUUGGUGCUCCAGUCAAGGACAGCGUUGAAAACACUGAUGUUUCUCACGCACUGAUGGCAAAAACGGAAAGGUCGUCUCUGAUGGUGUGCACGUGUCGGCGUGUAAAACAGACAGCAGCAUCGCACCAUGGCAGCCAAUAAAGGGAAAAGCCAGAGCUCUCUGGCUCUGCACAAGGUGAUAAUGGUGGGAAGUGGAGGUGUGGGGAAGUCUGCCCUCACCCUGCAGUUCAUGUACGAUGAGUUUGUGGAAGACUACGAGCCCACCAAAGCGGACAGCUACAGGAAAAAGGUGGUCCUGGACGGAGACGAAGUCCAGAUCGACAUCCUGGACACAGCGGGCCAGGAGGACUAUGCCGCCAUACGGGACAAUUACUUCCGCAGUGGGGAGGGGUUCUUGUUGGUGUUCUCGAUCACAGAACAAGAGUCCUUCACAGCCACCGAUGAGUUCAGGGAGCAGAUCCUGCGGGUGAAGGCGGACGAGGACAAAAUUCCUCUGCUGCUGGUGGGGAACAAGUCUGACUUGGAGGAACGCAGACAUGUGUCUGUGGAGGAGGCGCGUCGGAAGGCAGAGGAGUGGGGAGCCCAGUACGUGGAGACGUCUGCCAAAACCCGAGCCAAUGUUGACAAGGUGUUCUUUGACCUGAUGCGAGAGGUACGAGGCAAGAAAAUGUCCAAAAACAAUCAGACCAACGGAAACGGGAAGAACAACAAGAGAAAGAGGCGUUUUCCAGCUCUGUGCUGUUUACUGUAAACACACGAUGGGCGGGACGGAUCCACCAUCAAACUGUGACGCUGGAAACUGGAGCACAUGUCAGACUGCAGCCUGAAAUGACUAGCAUUCGGCUUUCCAUGAAACACUCAUGUUAAAAAUGAUCGUCUAGAAAAACAUCACUUUAACCUGUUGCCAUUUUAAAGGGCCUGUUGGGAGACGGACCGUGACUGCAGUGCCUGAAGGCUCACACUGACAGACCAAAACCGCCGCUCUACGCUUUCCUCUGACCUGCUGUGCUUGUUCAGUAAACACAGCCCUUCGUUUCCUUUUUCAUCCUAACUCCCAAUCCAUCCGGUUUUCAUUCGGGAGCCUCGUCACCAAUCUGCUGCUCCUUCAUGUUAAGAGUCAUGUGACCUUCUUCAGCUGUUGAGCUUUCAUUUCAACCCUUACGUGUCCAUUCUUUGCCAUGGCAUCCAUUCUGUGCAGUCAGACAGAUUUUGCUGGGACCAGGUUGUUCAUGGAAGCGCAGCUGAAAGCUGUGAGGACCAAUAUUUGGGCACUGAGACUUAAAUUCCCUGUGGAUGAAGCUCCCAGUGGAUCUCUGGGCCCUGAUGUGACGUCUGGAACUGAAGGCGAGCUGACGCUCGUGGUCAACUGUGGCGAUCGCUCCGGUCAUCUCAUCUGCUCGCGCUCUGCGCUGCAACAGCUGCCGACAAUCGCACCGGCCACCCUAGCCCUGCCUCACGGCCAAUGACUUCUCAUAUACAACUCUUCCUUUUCUUAAAUGAAGUGCACUACAGGCCCAGAGGAGGGGCUUCACUGGAGAUUCUAAAGCAGAUCCUGUGCCAGUUCUACUGCAAGUCCUGGUCUGGGGAUUUGCAGUGUGAACAUUUUAUUCAGUGUUUGUUUUUCAGGAAUGUGAGUCGAGCAAAGCUUUGCUUCAUAACUGUGGGAGUGAGAGGGAAUCCGACGUUUGCACCACUGCCAUACCUUUAUGUCUUGUCCAGUUUGAUCACCUUUUACUGUGAAAUGCUCCUGUGUCUGAGCAGCUCAAGUGCUGCCAAAUAAAAAUGCCUUUACUUUGUAA